ACAAUGAAGCAGGUGAACGAUUGGCUCUUGUGAUUGGCUCCAAUCUGCGUCAGCACCAGGAAGUUUACAUUUGGCUGCCACUACAUGCACGAUGGAAAGCUUAGCUGUUGGUCUUUAAAAGAGCAACAUGGGUAACACAGAGAGUGUGGUCAUGCAGAAGCGGCUGGCCCGCUUCCGCCCUGAAGAGCGGCCUGUGGUUGAGGGGGUUUUCGAUAGGCUCCAGGGUGGUGCUGGGGGCCCUUCAGGAGCUCAGGGGAAAACACCAGCGGGGAAGACUCUAACGCUUGAGAUGCUGCAGUCUUCAAUGGGCAGCCUGGCCCCAGACUCCAUGGUGAGAAGGGUCUACCGGUGCAUGUGUCAAAUCGACCCUGGACCGGCAGCACCUGCAGUUUCUGGGAAGACCAGAACCUCUGCUGUCUCUGGGGUAGGUCGAGAGCAAUUGGUCAUCUUCCUAGCAGACACCCUGCGAGGCACUGCAGAAGAACGGGCUCCUCUCGCCAUGGCCAUGUCCCAGAAUGGAGUGGAAGAAGCAGCAGCGGUUGUCACAUGUGAACAGGUAGCUGAGUUCCUACAGGACCUGAUUUCUGCUGUAGUUCAGAUUCUUCUCAGCAGAGGGCGUCUGCAGGGCUGGAAACCAGAGAGAAUGGGUGAUUGCUCCCUGGGUGUGAAACUCCUGGCAGAGCAGAUGUGUUCUGAACUCAAACCCUCAGAUCAGGGAGGUUGUGAUGUUGCCUGUCUGGAGGACUGGAUCUUCAGGGUCUCCCAGGUAUCGUUGUACUUGGAGAUGCUGGUAGCUGAGGGCCUAAAUGUGUCCCUGAGUGGCCGGUGGGCCUCCACCCUGCUGCCCCCCUGCAGGGAGACGCCCUGGAAAGAGCUGAGGUGUCUACUGGACCUUCCCACCCUCAUGUUUCUGACACCACAGUUGCCAGACAGCUACAGUGCCCCCUGGAGACUUGUGUUUUCCACACGGCUGCAUGGGGAGAGCUUCACCAGGAUGGUGGCCGGCCUGACCAAGCGUGGGCCCACCCUGCUGCUCAUUAAAGACACAAAGGGACAUGUGUUUGGGGGCUUUGCCUCCCACGCCUGGGAGGUCAAACCUCAGUUCCAGGGAGACUCCAGAUGCUUCCUGUUCACUGUGUUCCCCAGACUGAGAGUUUAUACAGCAACAGGAUACAACCAACAUUUCAUGUACCUCAACCAGAACCAGCAGACCAUGCCCAACGGACUGGGUAUGGGCGGUCAGCAUGGCUACUUUGGCCUAUGGCUGGACAGUGAUUUUGGCCGUGGUCAUAGCCGCGCACGGCCCAAGUGCACCACCUACGGCAGCCCUCAACUCUCUGGAGAGGAGGACUUCACCCUGGACUCAAUGGAAGUGUGGGCGGUCGGAAAACCCCCAGAACCAGAGGGCGAGGAGGGAGAGGCCAAGAAAAGUAUCCUGGAUGUGGAUCCGGAGAUCCAGGCCAUGAUGGAGAUGGCAGGGAAGACUAUGCACAGUCAAGGCUUCAGGGAGCCGGAGGAGGACCAGGAGCAGUGAGGGGCAACUGGGCGAUAGACAAAAACAAUCUCACCACCUGGCACUGACACAAGUCUUUACAAGACUUUAAGACUUGUCUUCAAUAUGUUAAAGACAGCGUUAACUGUGGAAGAUGUUAUCAAAACAUAAACCGAGUAACAAAGCUUAACUAGGUCAAAAGGCAGCUGAUAUGUAAAAUCUGAUCUUACCCUUUCACACACAACUGAUGGCCGAUAGUGUGCUUCAAGCCAGCUUUCAUCUUCAGUAUGAAGGGGACUGUCGUGGAAAUUAUAUUCCAAUUUGUCAUGGCUGUGUUGUUUUUUCUACCAAGAUACACUGGUAUUUCAAUGAAUAUUUUAGAAAUAUCACAAGAGAGAGAAGAGGCAGCAGAAUUAGUGUCUUCACCAGAAGUAGCCUCAGUCAGCCAGAAUGCAUCGAUAUAUCUAGCACUACCUGAAGUAUUAGGUUGAAGAAAGGGAGCACAACAAAACAAUAAGUUACACCAUUAAUAAUUGUGUAUAGUAAAAUAUGUACAAAAUGCUUGCUAUUUUCCUGAAGGUCUGGGUUUGAAGUAGAUCGUCAACCCAUUUUAAUAAAAGUAUAAGUGAA
Molecule: messenger RNA, 2122 nt
Organism: Micropterus dolomieu (smallmouth bass)
Lineage: Eukaryota; Metazoa; Chordata; Actinopteri; Centrarchiformes; Centrarchidae
Gene: meak7
Product: MTOR associated protein, eak-7 homolog
Exons: 9
Coding region: 128-1534 (468 amino acids)
Biological process (GO): TOR signaling
Source: RefSeq, a predicted model, not a curated record